Molecule: messenger RNA, 2538 nt
Organism: Trichobilharzia regenti
Lineage: Eukaryota; Metazoa; Platyhelminthes; Trematoda; Strigeidida; Schistosomatidae
Source: the annotation of a GenBank genome assembly
AAAAACAUAGACAGUAUUUUAAGGCGCUGUUGGAAAAAUUAAGUGUGCAUAACAGGCGCACCACUGAAGAGCUCGGUCUCAAACAACACAGAUAGCCAUCCAGUGUGUUUAGAUCAGAUCGAUUCGAUAUUCAACUUUGCCACCAAUCAUUCGUCACUUGAGUAACAGGUGUUCUAGAUAUAUUGAUCCACGUAGUUUCAAAACACCCUGUUGUACUGUUGUACACUCGCAACCUACGUCUCCAUGCCUAACUUAGAUAUUACUCACCAUAUUCUACCACUUGAUACAGGAGACAGAAAGCAGACAUUUGUGAUCAAAGACGGCUAGUCUUUUCAAUGACUACAUCUCACAGUUAUAAAGAAGGACAGAUGUUGAAAUUGCUACGCUAUACACACACACACACACACAAACACGUCUUUUGUUGACUAGCAAUUGUUGGAAAAAUAAAAUGAAAUUGUUUACAAUUAAUUUAAAUUUUAAUCACAUGUCAGUGAUGAGUUGAUUCACUUUAGUGUGAUCAUGUGAUUCUGUGAGUACUUUAAAUGCCUAGUAAAGAAGAGAUCAUUGAGUCAACAAUAAAAGUAGCAAUAACAAUAAUACCGCCACCCCCUACCAGGCUGAUGGUAUGAUUUAAUCUAAUUAAGCACGAAAAUAAAAAAAAAACACAAAUAAACGACAUACUUUUACUCCACGUGGAGCUCUACAUUCCAGCAUCAUCACCAUCAUCAUUAUCUCUUACGUGUUACUCUGUGAUUUGAAAGAAAAGUCAAGUAAGGUGGUUAUGUCUCACUGUGCUUGUGUGAGUGUGUGUGUGUGCAUAAACAACUAUGUUUACCUGGGUGCCUACGACUACUUUAAGCCCCAACAUGUCAAUCCGACUCUACUACCACUAAUCAGGCACGCAUACAUGCACGCACGCACGCACGCACAGAAAUCCAAUUAGAAUCACACCGCAUUGAUUGAUUGAUCUGAUAGAUUCACUAUUCUGUCUGGUUGGCUUAUAUUCUAUGCUUCACAUGAAUUAUAUAACACCAUUAAACUACACUAUACUAAUUUUAUAUACGACACUUCACUGCACUGACUUGGCUUGGCUCAGCUCUGCUUAAUUAUUAAAAGUACUGAAAGAAACAUAAUAAUCCUUUGAGUAAUACUAUGCAUCCAGUUGAUAGAUUACCAAAUGAAUUAUUAUUAAAUAUAUUUCAAUAUUUAAAUGGUAAAGAUUUAAUCACAUGUACAUUAGUUAAUGAACGCUGGAAUUAUGUAAUCACUAGCGAUCAAUAUUUAUGGUUCCCAAUAUAUGAAAAAGAAAUGAAUAAUCAUUUGCUAUGGUUAAAUAGAGAUAUUAUAAAUCUACUAAAUUCAUACAACUUAUUAAAUGAACAGCCAACACAAGUUAGCGUGGAUGAAGCCGAAGAAAAUAAUCCUGAUAGGCAGCAGAAAAAGUAUCGAACAUUUAUUGAUUUCAUUACAGAGCUAUUAGAUAAUCCUGCUUGUCUAAUGAAACAUUUAUAUGAAUAUUAUAAUGAACAGGAAACCUUACAACAACAGCAACAACAACAAACUUCAAUUAUUCCGCCAUUUUCAAAAUUGAACAUUGAACCAAUUUGUUUAAAUUGUAUCCUAUUUGGUCCAGCUAUAGAUACGGUACAUUUAUCUAGUGGAUUACUACAAACUAUAUUAAAUUGGAUAGAUUUAAGUGUGAUAUUGAAUAGACCAACAGUCAAGGUGAAUGCAAAACAAAUGUCAACAUUUUGGGCUGGUAAAGGAUUUCUAUUACGGUUACCAACAACUUGUGAAGAUAGCAAUCAGAGCAGUAUACUGUUAAAUACAACAAUUCUACAUUCACGUAAACAUAUGGAACGUAUGAGAUAUUCUUAUGGUGGUAGUCGAUUAUUUGACAGUCUUUUAAUUGAAUCAGCCAAUGCUGUUGACACCGCCGGGGAACAAGUGAAUCUUACACAAAAUGCAAUGAAUUCAAUUAGUACAUCUGAAAUUGUCUUUUAUGCUAUUGAUAUACGUAAAGAGGAUAGUCGUGUGGCGCCUAAUUUAGAUGAUCCUAUUGAAUUGAUAAAUCCUUAUCAUUCUGAGAUAGAAAGAUGGAAUGAAAUACGCUUAGAAUUGAAUGCCUUAACGCAUUGUAUGAAUUCAGAACAAAUUUUACUUAUUCUCGGUAUUGGAGAUCAAAGUAACAAAGAGAAUAAUUACAAUCUUAUUGAAAUUGCUAGCAAUCUUGGUUGUGGUUAUCCGACAACAAUUGAAGUUGACGACAAUAACACUAGUGGAGGCGGUACAAGUUAUCAUGCAAACACGAUUAGACCAUUGGAUAAGCCGGGUUUAAACUGGAAACUUUGGUGUACAGCGUCCAAUGGAUCAGUAUAUACAAAUCUGGAGGAGAUUUUUCAUGGACAGCUAUGACACAGUUAAAAAAUCGUCUAGCAUUUCAACGUCAAAAGAUUCUUAAACAAAAUAGAAACUAUACAAGAUUGUAUAACUAAUCGUUGUCUGUAUAACAAAUUAAUAAAUCCCGUUAUUUGUAGA